GUUUAAAAGACUGGUUCGUAGGGGGGACUAGAACAACAGAAGGAGCAGCAGAACCAGAAGAGAAGCACAUCUCGACGAUUUUCUGCCCAAUUGAACCGCCUUCAUCCAUCCUCUGCCUCCCCCGAGAUCCAGAAGAAGAUGCUCUCGACGCGUGUCCAGUGCGCACUAGCGCUGCUUUCCCUAGCCCUGGCCAUCAGCAGCGUCUCUGCGGCUCCGUCCGACGCCAAACUCCGCCAGCUGCUUCAACGGUCACUCAUGGCACCUGCAGGCAAACAGGUAAAUACCUUCAAUCAGACUUUCAUUAUAAGUAUUCGUUCUUAAUCAAUGCAUAUCUCCAGCUGCUGUGGCAAUAUAAUACGAUUUUUCCUGAGUUUGGUGGUACAGCUGCCAACUUAAUUUUAAGUAUAUUUACCUCUAGAGUAUAGAGACUAUACCUUCUACAGAUUUAAGGUUAAAUAUUGUGUUGCCAUACAUUUACCUCUGCGGUUUUACUGGCAGGCGCAUGGGAAAUGUAUCGAUCAAAUUAGCACAAUGCAGGGACAGCAUGGUGCACAUUUUCAGGGUGCCGAAGCGACCACAAAAUGAAGUAUUUGUAUUUGUAAAAAUAUUUGGGGUCCAGCAAAAAUUAAGCCAGUUAUAUACAAUUAAAAAAGUAUUACAUUACAUUUCACAACAGAUUAAGUGUGUGCCCUCAGGCCACAACUGUACUACCACAUAUCUACAAUACAAAAUCCAUGUGUGUGUGUGUAUGCGUGUGUCUGUGCCUGUGCCUGUGCCUGUGCCUGUGUCUCUUCACAGUCCCCACUGUUCCAUAAGGUGUAUUUUUAUCCGUUUUUUUUAUCCGAUUGUACUGCUUGCAUGAGUUACUUGAUGUGAAAUAGUUCCAUGUAGUCAUGGCUCUAAGUAGAACUGUGUGCCUCCAAUAGUCUGUUCUGGACUUGGGGACUGUGAAGAGACCUCUGGGGGCAUGUCUUGUGAGGUAUGCAUGGGUGUCUGAGCUGUGUGCUAGUAGUUUAAAACAGACAGCUCGGCGCAUUCAACAUGUCAAUACUUCUCACAAAUACAAGUAGUGAUGAAUUCAAUCUCUCCUCUACAUUGAGCCAGGAGAUAUUGACAUGCAUAUUAUUAAGUGCGGAGGAAUGUGGAAAUACCGAUAUCAGAGCAACUAACGAAAUGUAAAUGUGAAUUGUUAUAUAUUUUAAAUCAACCUUUAAAAUGAAAAUGUGUAAAAUAAAAACGAAAGAGGUCUUUGGAAUUUGCGGUCUGCUGUAGUUAGUUGUCAAUUACGCACAAGCAAAACUUGACGAGAAUAGUCAAAACAUACAGUAGAAUGGGUAUAAACGGAACUAAUGUUUAUUAAUGAAACGUGUUCUUCCCCCCAAAAAAAACAUGUUGAAAAAUUUUUUUUUACAUCUCAUUUUAUGUGAUCGGUUCAUGCGUAACAGCAUUGGAAAGGUCAUUUAAAUAGAUUUGCAGCCAUCUUAAAUCACUAGAAAUAAUGCAGAUCUAAUAGCCUUCAUCUAUUUUAGCAAUGUGAAGGAAGAGAAAACAACAUUCAAACACUGAUUUCCUUCCUAAAUGUGUAGGCUACAUUUUAUUAAGGCAUGUUGAUUUGUUUCUAUUUCAGUGGAUCUUGUUGCUAAAAUGUGCAAUUUUCUGUCUCCACAAAACAGAAGAAAUAACAAUGUAAUCUUAUUUAUCUAUUUUCAGGCGCUUGCUAGGUAUACACUCGCAGAGCUGCUCUCAGAGCUCGCACAAGCAGAGAACGAGGCGAUUGAGUCAGAUGACAUGUCUCGUGGCAUGGAGCAGGAGGAUGUGCGUCUCGAGCUGGAGCGUGCAGCCGGCCCAGUACUGGCGCCGCGUGAACGCAAGGCUGGAUGCAAGAACUUCUUCUGGAAAACCUUUACAUCAUGUUAAUUCAUAUACACCCGGGCCCUUUACUGCGUAUACUACAUCUCAUCUCUUUUGUUUCAAUCAUUCACUGCUGAAACCAAUGCACCAUGGUCUAACCCGCCUCUCCAAAAAAAUGUAAAUAAACAUUGCUAUAACUUUAACAGCAAUCAUUCUGAUGUCUUUAUCGAUCAUUUGGAUUUUUCCGAAAAAACACAUGAAAGAAUGUCCUACAGAAUGUAUGCAAUUCUGCUUUUGACUGUGGUUUCUGUAUUCUGGCAGAUAAACUAUUUUUUAUUGUUUGUUUGAAUAAAAUCUAUGUUUCAGAACCAAUG
This is a messenger RNA of Coregonus sp. 'balchen', 2225 nucleotides long. Lineage: Eukaryota; Metazoa; Chordata; Actinopteri; Salmoniformes; Salmonidae. The record is from the annotation of a GenBank genome assembly.